AUGGACAUAUUGGUUGUUAAUGAAACGAAGCUUAAGGGAAAUCAGCAUCAUAAAAUCCAUGGUUUUCAGUCGAUUGAUAUCCCAUGGCGACCUGACGCAGUGGCUGGCACUGGGACAUCCAUAUAUUAUAAAGACAAUCUGAUGGUGAGGGACUUGAAAAUCGUCGAACAAAAUUUGUGCGAACUGAUUACAUUGAAACUACUAACAUCCCUUGGAUGGAUAUCUGUCGGAGCUAUGUACUCCAAAGCAAUGAAGAAUUAUCAAAAUCUUAUUGAAGAAUUUUUCCAGAACAAUGAUAGAGGAAUUCUAAUAGGAGACCUUAACGCAAAACACACAUCGUACGGAUGUGCCAACACAAAUUCGGACGGUAAUAUACUCCUCAGAUUAUCGGAGAACUGCGGUUUUAGUGUUUUGACCUCACGAGAACCAAACCACUUCUCUUGUUAUGGAGAGGAUUGUAUUGGAGUUUUCCUCGUAUCGGCAGAUCUUGUUCAUCAAUGCAGCAUACCAAGGAUUGAGAUAAACAUUGGUAGUGAUCACCUACCUCAAUCCUUGUGUAUGCGAACAUCAUCUACGAUAUGCGAAGAUCUGUUUAUCGGAUACGAUACGUCUCGGACAAUCUGGUCGGACCUUGAGGUAUCAAUGAAAAAGCAUUUGACACCGUAUCCAAUACAAAGCAUCCCUUCGAAUAUACAAAUUGAAAAACUUAAUAAAAUUCUCAGAGAAGCUAUACUGGACUUUCUCCGAAAAUCUUCAAUCAGGAAAUACAUCAUGUCAAAUACUAACAGAAAAACCCGGAUUGACGAAUCUUUGGGAAAACUUAUAAAAUGGAAGGGAAACCUUGAAAAGAAGCUAAGACGAUGCAGUGACCCCAUAGAUCGUAUUCGUCUUCGGGAUAAGAUUCGUACCGUGAAAAUAGAGAUAAAUGAUGUCGCAAAAAAACAUUCAGACCUUGCUUGGAAGAGUCAAUGCUCGAAACUGAAUAAGAAAAACCCUCAUUUUUGGAAGGUUUUCAACAGACUGAGUAAUAUGGAGAACAAAGGAGAAGAGAUCCGACUAAAAACAACUGAAGGAAUAGAUAUCCCGCUCGAUGAAGUUCCCUCACAUCUGCGAAGUCAACUGGCAAAAGUUCAAGAGGUGGAUCCGAUCGACAUGGUUCCGAAAGAAGUUAUAUGUGAGGCUCAGAGAAGUCUAAGAGCUAAUUUGAGUCAUACGGGACCACUGUGCAGAGACAUAACGUUGGAAGAAACGUAUGCCGCAAUUAUGAGCUGCAAGAAUAAUGCACCCGGCCAUGACUACAUUCCAAUUUCUGUAUUCAAACAUGCUCCAAAUAUUCUCCUACGAUACUUGACCGCACUAUACAAUGCAAGCUGGAGACUUGGAUACGUACCGGACUCUUGA
Messenger RNA from Octopus sinensis (East Asian common octopus), 1401 nucleotides. RefSeq lists its product as uncharacterized. Lineage: Eukaryota; Metazoa; Mollusca; Cephalopoda; Octopoda; Octopodidae. The record is from RefSeq and is a predicted model, not a curated record. Gene Ontology annotation, molecular function: catalytic activity. The transcript has a single exon. The coding region runs from base 1 to 1401 and encodes 466 amino acids.